Molecule: messenger RNA, 2120 nt
Organism: Xylaria bambusicola
Lineage: Eukaryota; Fungi; Ascomycota; Sordariomycetes; Xylariales; Xylariaceae
Exons: 6
Coding region: 268-1938 (556 amino acids)
Biological process (GO): secondary metabolic process
Molecular function (GO): CoA-ligase activity
Source: RefSeq, a predicted model, not a curated record
CCCAGAUCUGGCACAGUGCUAUUGGCCCCCCAAGUAGCUGGAUCCGGAGUUAGCUUGGCCUGGGGUGCCGAGGCCAAGCGAAGCCCCCGGACCGGUUGCGCCCACCGGUGUCCUACCCGCUGUGUACUAUUGAUCACGCGCGAUACCGUAGUACCGAGGUAUCCAUCUACUUAUACCUCGCUUCGACGUGUCACGCCGUAGACAGAACUCGCUGCCUCUCAAACGCCAGACAUUGCAUCUAUCUUUCAACUCCCAAUUGCCCUUACAAUGCCUAUGACAUCGUUGUACGAGCACAUUGACAUUCCAAACGUCGACCUGUGGACCUUUCUGUUUGAAAGGAAAGAUAGGCCAUGGCCAGAUAACAAAGAAAUCUACAUCGACGCGGCCACGAAACGCUCGUAUACCUGGUCCCAGGUGAAGAGCACCGCCAUUGAGUUCGGCCGCGGCUUACGUUCCCAAUGGGGAUUCAAGAAGGGCGAUGUGCUGGGGUUCUUCACCCCCAACAGCGUUGACUAUGCCCCCGUCUUCUUCGGCGUGCAUUAUGUGGGAGGUGCCGCAAGCACCGCCAACCCAAACUAUACGGCUAAAGAGCUCGCCUUUCAGAUGAAGGACUCGGGCGCCAAAGGCAUCGUCACACAGCUGCCGAUGCUACCCGUCGUGCGUGAGGCCGCACAUGCCAUCGGUCUUCCCGACGACCGCAUCAUCCUCCUCGGCGAUGGGCGGGACCCCGUGGGCAAAGCCAAGCAUUUCACCGAGAUUAAACACACGGGCCUCCUCGGGGCGCUUAACCUAGGCCAGACACGCGUUGAUCCGCAAAAGGAUCUAGCCUUCUUGGUCUAUUCGUCCGGUACAACCGGUUUGCCCAAGGGGGUUCAGCUAACACAUUUCAAUAUUGUUUCCAAUAUUGCCCAGCUAGAACAUGUCGAUAGGUUCAAUGGGCUAUACCACGCCGGCGGAUUGGACGGCAAAGGCGACAAGCAACUGGCGAUAUUGCCAUUCUUUCAUGUCUAUGGUCUCACAUGUAUUGCACUAGCCGGUAUACGGAUGGGUAUUCCAACAAUAAUAUUGGCCAAGUUUGAGCUAGAAAAGGCAUGCCAGGCCAUCCAGGACUUUGGAAUAACUUUUGCGUCUGUUCCGCCGCCGGUGGUGCUGGCGCUAGCUAAGCACCCGGCGGUCUCCAAAUACGAUCUCUCAACCGUCAAAUUCAUGAACUCGGGGGCUGCCCCUCUGGGCCGCGAUCUCGUGGAGAUGGUCUGGGACCGGCUGACGAUACCCAUCAUGCAAGGAUAUGGGCUCUCAGAGACUGCGCCGACGCUCACUAAGGGCAUCAUCUUCGAUUGGAAGAGGUAUAACGGGUCCGCAGGCAAACUACUGCCGAACAUCGAAGCUAAGAUUGUCGACUUGGAAGGGAAAGAGCUGUCUACUGGUCAAGACGGCGAGCUCUGGGUUAAGGGUCCCAAUGUUUUCCCAGGAUACCUUAACCGCCCAGAAUUACAAGAUGUCACCUUCAGCGCUGAUGGCUACUUCAAGACUGGCGAUAUCGGGCAUUUUGACGAAAAAGGAAAUCUAUACAUUACAGACCGGCUGAAGGAGUUGAUCAAAUAUAAGGGUUUCCAAGUAGCGCCAGCAGAACUCGAAGGAGUUCUACAGCGCCACGAUGACAUCGCAGAUGCGUGCGUGAUCCCCGCACACGACCUCCAGCGGGAAACAGAGGUUCCUCGCGCCUACCUGGUGCUGAAGCCCGGCGUAGCGCGUAAUGAAGCCAAGGCGGAAGAGAUUGUUGCGUGGCUCAGUAGCCGCGUCGCUGAUCACAAGAGGCUGCGCGGUGGCGUUCGUUUCAUCGACGAGAUACCGAAGAAUGCGAGCGGAAAACUCUUGCGCCGUGUUCUGAAAGAGCGAGCCAAGGCCGAGGACCGCGCGGCUGGUGCCAAGUUGUAGCGAAGCAUUCGGCUCUUCCUGCUUUCUUCAUUACCUUGCGUGCGCGGGUGGAGUGAUUUUAAAGAGCGUCUAGAUAUAUAUAGACCUUGUGUGUGUAUGGAAGAAGUUAUUACCCUAUGUUACAUUGCAAGGGGGUUAUUUUCUACAGGGCGAAUCUAGAUGAAGUAGCUGUGUACUUCUAC